Ixodes scapularis (black-legged tick) is the source of this 1446-nucleotide messenger RNA. RefSeq names its product zinc finger protein 316-like. NCBI's taxonomy places the organism in Eukaryota, Metazoa, Arthropoda, Arachnida, Ixodida, Ixodidae. Gene Ontology annotation, molecular function: DNA-binding transcription factor activity; RNA polymerase II cis-regulatory region sequence-specific DNA binding. Bases 319 to 924 code for a protein of 201 amino acids. Gene Ontology annotation, biological process: regulation of transcription by RNA polymerase II. The record is from RefSeq and is a predicted model, not a curated record. The transcript has 6 exons.
AGAAUCCAAUCCAAAUAUCCAAGCAAGCAAACCGACUGCCGAUUCUGCCAGUUCUGCCGUCUGUCGUCGUUUGGUCGUUGCUUGAUAGUUUACUUCGUAGGUUAGUUCGUUGUCAUCAUAAUUUCCCCGAAGACUACAGCCACCAAGCAUGUGCUACUUUCUGAGAAUACUCGUAGAAUAUUUCCUCCCUUUCUGCUUGAAAGCUUAACGGCUGUCGGAGUGAGGGAAUCGACCUUACGCAUGACAGACAGUUCAGCUCACUGAUCUCCAAGUCCAGCUCCUGCAGCAGCACUUGUUGCCACAUCGAGACCACUUGGGAUGCAUGGGAGAGAUAGGAAGGUGAACACACCGGUCCGAGAUGCAUCCCAGCAACUCUCUCACCUGACCGUGCCCAAAAAAUGUCGAUCAACCAUGAUCGACGGGCAUAACGGCCCAUUUCAUAACUCCCGCGGAGUUCUCAUGCUUGCUGCACUAUCUCGUUUGAGGUGGCUGCUUCAGGUUCAGUUCCUGACGCAUAGGGUUCUCGGUUACGCCGUCCAACGCCGCUCGUGCGUGCCCGAUCUCCAGCCCGAUCACGUCGGCGGUUACGUGUUCAGGACCGUGUUCGGCGUGAACAAGCGGCCAAUCGGGCGGAGGACCGUGCGGCCGUGCAUGGCGCUUCCGGGCGGGCGCUGCUUUGAGUGCCGCUUCUGCCCCAAGACGUUCAUGUACAAGCACCACCUGAUGGACCACAACCGCACACACACCGGCGAGCGGCCGUUCAAGUGCCACCUGUGCACCAUGUCGUUUGCCCGCAAGUUCACGUUGGUGGAGCACACUCGGCGGCACACGGGCGAACGCCCGCACAAGUGCGACUUCUGUCCGCUCAGGUUCAGGUCGAGGUCAUCGCUGACGCAGCACAUGAAGAGGUGCCGCAACGGGUAGGGAGGCCCUGCUAUUGAGUGGUUUCACGUGGCAUACUUCCGGCUCCUUGCCGGAUGCCAUGCUGGUGAAAUUUUGCUAGGUGUCUUUUUAUGUUCGUGGGCAGUGUUUUCCAGCUCUGUCGGUUGUUUUAGCGUCGCGAUCGAUUGCGUCUGCUGGAGCAGUCGGUGACGAAAGGAGCACUGUCUGACUUUCGACGUUCAUACAUAUCGCUCUUUAUUCAAACUUAUGUUGAGCCGGUGAUCGAGAAGUCGACCUAUCGGCGGCCAUACAGGCCCCAGCAGGCCCCAGUAGAUUCUGAAAGGAAGCGAAUUGGAAUAAGCAUGGAUUUAUGCAUCCUAGACGUGUCCCCGGUCAUACUUGGAGAGUUCUGUCGUCGACGGACUCGCUCGGUCAUGCUUCAGUGUUUCACCAACGCCAAAAACAACAGCAAUAACUAAAUUUUGGUGGCGAUGCAAGCUAGUCGGCGCAUACUUUGAAAAAUGGAACACGGCACGCCAACGACGAGGACGCAAAGAAAAUGGA